Messenger RNA from Tuber melanosporum (Perigord truffle), 2551 nucleotides. RefSeq lists its product as uncharacterized. Gene Ontology annotation, biological process: regulation of RNA metabolic process; regulation of gene expression. The transcript has 3 exons. Lineage: Eukaryota; Fungi; Ascomycota; Pezizomycetes; Pezizales; Tuberaceae. Bases 913 to 1977 code for a protein of 354 amino acids. The record is from RefSeq and is a predicted model, not a curated record. Gene Ontology annotation, molecular function: mRNA binding. Gene Ontology annotation, cellular component: cytoplasm; nucleus.
UUUCUCUUCUCUCUCUCGACACAACUUUCAAUUUUCUGCCACACAAAACCCACAAACGACUCGACUCGUUUUUUUGCUUUCGCUCAUUCCCCUUCCCCCUCCCUCCUACCGGUAUUAUCUCCCCCCCAUUUUCCCCAUUCCCCCUUUCUCUAAUUUCGCUUGUUUCUUGCCCGUAUUCACCACCUGCCCAGAACUCAAUCAUCAAAUCACCAUCGCAUCGCAUCGUCAAAGCAGCGGCAGCAGCAGCUAGGUUUUUGGUCUCCUACUGUCGUCUCCCUUUGCCUUUGCUACCCUAUAUUUGGUUCUCAUACGCACCGGCCUUCUCCCUCCUAGCCUAAUUCCUCCGUCCGCCUCCAAUCCAUCAUAUCACCACCGUCACGGCCCCCUCCCGACCCUAGAGUUCAUAUCUUCAUUCACCUUUUCAUCACCUCCACCUCCCCAUCCGCUCCUUUCAGCCCCGAAACGCACCAUCAUUUCUUUCCCUGGUGUACACAGCAAGAAAGAAUACAAGUUUUUAGUCAAAACAAAAAAAGAUUUUCAGACGCGUCCUACAUAACCUGAAUUGAAAAGAAAACAGCCCUGAAAACCGAGAUGAGUUCUCCAAGCGCUUCCGGAGCUACGAAACGCCCUCUUGAGGAUUCAUCCUCUCCAAAUAUUAGGGAUGAACAUGAUUCCAAACGCCCUUACCUUGACAAGGACGCUAAGGCGGAAGGUGAAUCCAGCAGAGCCUCAUCCCCUACCCCUACCAAGACUGAGGCCGCUACCGCUGUUAGCAAGUUGGAUUCUGAGGAGGCAGCUCCAGAGACCAAGGAUGCCGACACUGAUGUUCCUGAUGCCCCUCAAGGAGCUGGCCAGCAAGGCCAGCAAGGCCAGCAAUCUGUCCCACAGGUUGACGAGAGUAAUUGGAUUCACAUGCGCGCGGUAAUCACUUCUGCGGAAGCGGCAACUGUAAUUGGAAAGGGGGGUGAGAAUGUAACUCAGAUUAGAAGGAUGGCUGAAGCAAAGUGCACUGUCUCUGACUACCAGAGGGGAGCUGGUGAGAGAAUUUUAACGGUUAGCGGAGCUGUGGAUGCUGUCGCCAAGGCAUUUGGACUUAUCAUUCGCACGUUGAAUAACGAACCGCUUGAAGAAGCCUCAUCCCCCCAGUCCAAGACUUAUCCGCUUAGGCUCUUGGUUCCCCAUAUUCUGAUUGGUUCGAUCAUUGGAAAGUCAGGUGGAAGGAUUAGAGAAAUCCAGGAGGCUUCGGGCGCUCGUCUUAACGCGUCUGGCUCGUGUCUUCCUCUUUCUACCGAGCGUUCCUUGGUCGUUCUUGGUGUUGCUGACGCGGUUCAUAUCGCGACGUACUAUAUUGCCAAUACUCUUGUGGAACAAUUGACGGAGCGUUUCGGCGGCCCUGCUGCGUCUGCGUAUGCGACUCGUUCUGGUGGGCCUGCCGGCCCGAUGCCUGGUGGGAUGCAAGUUGUCCCAUACCAACCACAACCUCUUCAUGGAUCUUAUGGAAAUCCUGACACUUACAAACGCCACAACAACAAUGCCCAGCGGACCCCCAACAAUCCUUAUGGGAUUCCCUACCUCCAUGGGCCGGCCCCAGCUCCGGUCCCCCAGGCUCCCAUCCACUAUGCUGACCCUCAGGCCGCUAGUGCCUAUUCCGGCGCUGGCCCUCACCAACCCGGUCAGGCUGGAGCUGGACCCACUCCUCAGCAGGGGCCUGCGCCUAAUCCUAUGGCUAACAUGUUGCCCGGCCAACCGCUUACCCAACAAAUCUUCAUUCCUAACGAUAUGGUGGGAGCCAUCAUUGGAAAGGGUGGAGCCAAGAUCAAUGAGAUUCGACAAUUGUCGGGUAGCGUCAUCAAGAUCAAUGAACCUCAAGAUAACAGCAAUGAAAGAUUGGUCACUAUCACUGGUACCCAGGAGUGUAAUCAGAUGGCCUUGUAUAUGCUGUAUUCCAGACUCGAGAGCGAAAAACACCGAAUUUAAAGAGUGAAAACGGGAGGGGAACAAGCAAAAGCAAACUAACAGCACUACCCGGGGGGACUAAAAUGGGGGAAGGGAUUAUUUCCGGGAAACGGCGCUUGGUUUUUUUUUCUUUGUAUCCAAAUCAUCUCUUUUUUUACGCUGAAAUCUUAUCCGUUGUCUUGCUUACCUUUUUUCCAACUACUGUAACCUUUUUGUUUGCUCUGGUUUGAUUGAUUGAUUGACUGACUGAUGAUGCUUUGCCUACUUCCUCUGAAAAUCUUAUCAAAGCCAAAAAGAAAGGGAAAAAAAGGGAAGUAAGGGGAAAAGGGAAUCCAAAACAAACAAUCGGUCUUCGAAAACAUGGGAGGAAGUGGACGUGAACCUGAUUUAUACUUUUUUUUUUUUUUGGUUACGACUUUUCUUUCUUUUUUUGUGUGCGUACUGGUUUGCAUGUGUUGGUGAAUGUGUGGGGUGUGUAUGGCAUAGCGUCUUCUUGGUUUGAUUCGAUUCAAAGUUGCUAGGUAAAAACAGUGCCUAAGUACAGCAUCUUGUGCGCAUCGUACGGAUGAAUGAGAUGAACAGGUUGACCACUGUA